AUGGAUAGAAAAGUGGUGAAUAGUGGUGUCGAGGAAAUUUUGAAUAAUGAAGAAGCUUUCAAAAUCUUCAUUAGGUUUGACGAGACGGCGUCAUCUUGGAGGAAGCGUCGCGGUGGUGGCGCUGCUAUUCGGCAUGCACCUCCGAUCACCCCAGCUUCUGUACCAUCUGCAUCGAGCCAAAACCAGUUAUUGUCUCGAUCGGUGGAAAAAAUGUUUGAAGAAGCUGAACUCAGUGGUGUUCUUCUACUUACUGGGCGUAAACUUAAAGAAUUCCCUCCCGAACUGACUGUAAAAUUUGACAUCAGCGAUCUUAUUUUUGCAGAUCUUAGCGACAAUCGUUUGAGCGAGCUUCCGUCGUUUAUUUAUCAGCUGGGUUCAAUGGAAACUUUGCGAGUUCGUUCUACUGGGCUUCGCACACUUCCAAAUACCUUUUAUACGCUUAGUUCACUUACUUACCUAGAUUUAAGUUGUAAUCAGUUGACGUCCUUGCCCAUUGGUAUCUUUUCGCUUCGGUUGCAAAUAUUAUUGUUGGCAGAAAAUAAUAUAGAACUUUUACCGCGUGACAUUAGGCAGUUGGCGGAUACUCUUAGCGAACUAGAUGUAAGUUUUAAUCGUUUACGGGCAGUCCCGGUUGAUAUUGGUUUGUUGAAGUCAUUACGAGUUCUUAAUUUACGGGCUAAUCGUCUCAGCCAUUUGCCUUCAGAAAUUUCACGGUUAGAGUUACGAGAGCUUAAUGUUGCUGAAAAUCAAUUAACGGAAUUGCCUUUUGAAUUUUACAUGCCAUCACUUGUCAGCUUUUGUGUUGAUGCGAAUCCAUUCAUUUCCCCUCCGGUAAAGGUGUGCUCAAAGGGACGAGAACACAUCUUUAAAUGGUUGCGUUCAAAAGCAGCAUCAAAUAGCGUAUAUUCGAGACCGGACGAGUGGUUACAAAGACCUGCUUCUGUUUCAAUAAACGCGACUAUACGACGGCAGAAAGGGUAUCACGAAAACUCAGGACGUGCGGAUCGCCGCACUCGAGCUACUCGAUUUAAUACUCUUGGAGGUAGCGAUUCAGGCUACGCAUCAACUGCUGAUGAGCAUCGCCUUUCUAAUGAGUAUCAGUCAUCAGUUAAUAGUGGCAGCCUUUUCGGCAUUAACGAAUCCUUGCCGUCUCCAACUUCUGAUAGAGAUUCUCCAAAAUCAAAUGGCUUGAAUUCGUCUGGUGAUCGAACGAUCACUUCUGAGUGCAAUAGCCCCGUAAUGGAAAAUAGUUCAGGGUUACUGAAAGAAGUAAUGUUGGCUUAUGCUGAAAAGAUGGCUGCUGGGAAGUCUACAUCGCCUAGGAAAGCGGGGACGUUUCGGGUUAGGUGUGACAAUUCUGAAAAUAGCGCAUUUGAGGGGACAUCUGUUGCCUCUUCACUUGGAUCUGUUCCUUCUGCUCCAGCAUCAAAUCUUCCACACGUUUAUCCUUUAACGCGUCCACAAGCAAUUGUCACUCCAAUGAGCUCCAAGCCGUUAUGUGCACAGGCGAUGAUCAAGGACGAUAGCAUAGAUUUGAAGCCUAGCAGAGUUGAUGGAGUCGUUGAAUUAACGGAUGAUGGUCAGGUGAUAAAGCGGACUAUCGUGGUGACAAACUCAGUUGAUGAGGAUCUUGACAAAAGUAACAAUAAUCUCUCCUCGGUUUCGGAAACAAUAUGUGUCGACAAUAAAACACCUAAAACCUUUCAUAGCUUUUCACGUCUGAGUAAUACAUCUGCAGUGCGUCAGAUCAGUGAACCUCCAAAAACAUUUUUUCCUUUGGGUAGCACAGAUGUUGAAGUGAUCUAUGGCACUCCGAGGCAAAGAACACCGGUGAGAAGGCGCAACGAAACUGUCGAGAACGCUGCAGUUUUAUCUCCUGUGAUUGAAGUACCCGCAACGCCUGAAAAUGGCAACUUGGUUCAAGAUUGUUGUGCCUGCCCAACAACAUGUGUAAACCCUUCAUCAUCCAGUUCGGUUGCUACGACUGUUUCUUGUAAUUCAGCUGCUGAGAGUGUUUCUUCAACUGUUAAGAUGCCUUCUACAAAAACAAGUAAAAGUACGUCUGGGUUUGUUGGGACGACACUUCCUCAUUCGUCCUCCUCUAGUGUAAAUAGAACAUCUAACACGUCCGCAAAGAGUGCUGCUCUCCGGAAGCCAAUUGCAGCGUCACAUGGAGUUUCACGUAUAGUGCCGACAGCACCGGCGCACAUUUCAGUGACCACAGCGUCCCGAACAAAAGGGUCAAAGCUGGCGAAAGCGCGUGAUAGUAUUGGAGUGACAAAGGGCCAUAUGGCUAACAAUAACAACAAUGCAGUACGAAGAACGACAGUGUUAUCAUCUCGGGCACAAACUGAUGACAGUAGUACAACUGCUACAACAAGUGUUAAUACUUUAGUUGCAAGGAGAAAUAUUGAUAGCAUGCGAAAGGCUUUGGAAAGUCGGCUCGAGACUACUUUGCCAAGCGAAAGAGAGGAACUUGCAGCGUGCAUUUCUGAUGGCAUCAUGCUCUGUAAUUUUGCCAAUCGAAUACGCACGCGGUGCAUCCCCACGAUCUUAUCAGCAACUUCGCAGACUCCGUUGUCCUUGCCGAAGUGUCGUCGUAAUGUUGACAAUUUCUUAUCAGCCUGCCGCAGAAUCGGUGUUGCUGAGAAUGCCGGUCUUAGAAGCUCACAGUACAUGGCUAACAUAAUACUAGUUGUUCGUUAUAAAGUCUAA
Enterobius vermicularis (human pinworm) is the source of this 2715-nucleotide messenger RNA. The record is from the annotation of a GenBank genome assembly. NCBI's taxonomy places the organism in Eukaryota, Metazoa, Nematoda, Chromadorea, Rhabditida, Oxyuridae.